GCGGCUGACUUUAUGCGACUCGGAGUCGCAGUGCGGCAGCUACCGCUACUGUUGCCAUCGCCACGCGCUCGAAGUGGGACAGAACGUAGUGACGGCAUCGACCCCCGUCUACUUUGGCGAAGCUGUCAAACACAGGCGGGUCACUGAUCGUCGCGUUCAAGUUCGUGACAUCGAGAGGAAUGGCGCUGUGACCGCUGUGAAGGGAGCGACGCAGUGCGGCAGUGACAAUGCAGCGAUUGGUGCAGCGGGUGGACACCAUGAGCUCCUACACAUCCGACUCGGCUGUCACCUCCAUCUACCGCCGCCAUUUCGGCGAGGCCCUCAAGUACCGGCCGAGCUACGAGAUGCCGGGCUACCGCGCGAGCUCGGCCUAUGGGGGGGCGCGCUCUGCCUCCGCCGCGUCCACCUACGGCGCGCCGCCGCGCCGCGCUGGCCACACGCGCUUCUCCGCCGGCUACUCCCUGGGCGCCUCUUCGUCCAUAGACACAGUGGACCUGUCGCAGGCCGAGAGCGUCGGCAGCGAGCUGCGGCAGGUGCGGCGGCACGAGAAGGAGCAGCUCCAGGGCCUCAACGACCGCUUCGCCGGCUUCAUCGAGCGUGUGCACGAGCUGGAGCAGCAGAACAAGGUUCUGGAGGCCGAGCUGAUGAUCCUGCGCCAGAAGGAGGAGAAGCCGUCCAACGUCAAGCGACUGUACGAGCAGGAGAUCGCCGAGCUGCGCGCCCUUGCCGAGGAGUGCCGCGGCGAGUGCGCCGGCGCCGGGGGUGCCCGCGAGCAGGCGGAGGCGGUGCUGGCGGCGAUACGUGCCAAGCACGAGGAGGAGCGCCGGCGGCGCGAGGAGUCGGAGGCGGCGCUGGACGAGGCGAGGAAGGCGGCGGACGAGGAGGCGGCGCGGCGCGCGGCCCUCGAGCAGAAGCUGGGCUCCCUGCUCGACGAGAUCGGCUUCCUGAAGCGCGUGCAGCGCGAGGAGAUCUCCGAGCUGCAGGCACAGAUCCAGAGCGCCCACAUCACCGUGGAGAUGGGCACGUCGCAGCCGGACCUCACGUCGGCGUUGCGGGAGAUCCGCUCGCAGUACGAGGUGCUCGCCGCCAAGAACAUGCAGGUGGCUGAGGAGUGGUUCAAGAGCAAGUUCACGGCGCUGUCGGACACGGCGAGCCGCAACACGGAGGCCAUGCACGUGACACGCGAGGAGCUCUCCGAGUUCCGUCGCCACGUGCAGCACCGCACGCUGGAGGCCGAGGCGCUCAAGGACAUCAUCGAGUCGCUGGAGAAGCAGAUCCAGGAGCACGACGCGCGGCACCAGGGGGAGAUCGAGGCCCUGCAGGAGGGCAUCGCCGAGCUGGAGACAGAGCUGCAGUCCGCCAAGAACGAGAUGUCGCGCUACCUGAGGGACUAUCAGGACCUCCUCAAUGUCAAGAUGGCGCUCGACAUCGAGAUCGCGGCCUACCGGAAACUGCUGGAGGGCGAGGAGUCCCGGUUGGUCACCGCCAAGUUGCCGGCGAUGCUCGUGAGCGGCGGCGGCGGCGGCGGCGGCUUCCUUCAGCAGUCCCGCCCGGCGCGCACCUCCAUGCAGAUGCCCUCCAAGUACCUGGGCCUCUACGACUUCUACGGAGGCUUCCCUCUCCGUGGCGACGAGGGCGGCGACAGCUUCGAGUCCUUCGUCUUCUCCAAGCGCAAGGGCAACUAGCCGCCGGCGUCACCGUUGGCGUCCGUGGGAGUACCGGCCCCUCGGUUACCCACGACCCUCCCCCCUCCGCACCGGGCGGGGCUUGCGUUUGGCGUUUCUGGCCGUGCCGGUCCGGCUCCGUCCCGGAUCUUGUCGUGUCGAGACCUCGCCGCGCCGAACCCCGAAAUACCUCCCACCCCCCCCCCCCCGCCCCCAUGCUCAAUGCCAACGUCGCUCGCGGUGCUCGUACGCUGCCUGGUGGUCCGCCACUCCACCCGUCCACACCCACAACCGUGCCAGGACCCCCAAAUUAGAGAGGGGAGGCACCCAAAAAUUACGAGAAUCUUCGUUCGUCAAUUGGCGAGCGAACGAUCCGGCGACUUCUGGUUCGCGUAACGAAAUACUCGUGGGGCUAGAGCAUCAUGCAGUUCACGACGCCAGUGUUCAGCCAUGCCCUCCACCGCCCGACAGAACCAAUGGAGUUGUCACAUGGGGAUAAUCAGCCGCCACCCCAUUUGGUUUGUUGGUAAAACCGGUGGGGGGGAGGAGGAAGAUCGAAAAGCGAGCAAACUCGGUGUACGUGUGCAGCCUACACGUACAACGACAUCUGUAUAUUACAGUGAUGGAAAUAA
Molecule: messenger RNA, 2296 nt
Organism: Petromyzon marinus (sea lamprey)
Lineage: Eukaryota; Metazoa; Chordata; Hyperoartia; Petromyzontiformes; Petromyzontidae
Product: neurofilament light polypeptide-like
Biological process (GO): neurofilament bundle assembly
Cellular component (GO): cytoplasm; postsynaptic intermediate filament cytoskeleton; axon
Molecular function (GO): structural constituent of postsynaptic intermediate filament cytoskeleton
Source: RefSeq, a predicted model, not a curated record